This is a messenger RNA of Balaenoptera musculus (blue whale), 5212 nucleotides long. It is a transcript of the gene FFAR4, whose product is annotated as free fatty acid receptor 4. Gene Ontology annotation, biological process: G protein-coupled receptor signaling pathway. The record is from RefSeq and is a predicted model, not a curated record. Gene Ontology annotation, molecular function: G protein-coupled receptor activity; peptide binding. The transcript has 3 exons. NCBI's taxonomy places the organism in Eukaryota, Metazoa, Chordata, Mammalia, Artiodactyla, Balaenopteridae. Bases 1761 to 2888 code for a protein of 375 amino acids. Gene Ontology annotation, cellular component: membrane.
UUAUUUGGACCCAGCUGCUUAAUAAAUGGAACUGUUGGGUAUUUCUUUUGGCCUACAGGUGCCAUGAAGGUGAUGUGAAAGGAGAAAGUUUGGGAACAUCUGUACUCACCAUUUUGCCAUUGGGAGAACUCUGGAGGGUAACGAUGGAGAAGGGUUUCUAGCACAGAGACCCCGCUCUGGGAGUUCACUCUGGGGAAACCUCUUCCUGUCUCCAUGGCGCUCGCACGCACGCGCGCACGUGCACACACACGUGCACACACACACACACACACACAGCUCUCCUUUCCCUCCCACAGAAACUAAUAUACCCUGGCUCCAUCAGACCGUUACCAAAUCCCACUUGAGUUACCUUUAUUUCAAUCUCUUGCCCUUUAUCAACUGUGUCAGGAAGCAAACUGCUUCUCUUUUACUACCUGUAUUUAGUCAAGGUUCAAGUUGAACAUCUCCCACUGACAUGCAAUCUGCCCUUCAGGUCAGAGGUCACAUUGCCAACUCAUACCCCAAAUGCCACAGUGAUAAGCAAACACAAAUGCACCCCACCCCCGUGCCAGAGAGCACCUCAGGCUGGUACACCAAAUUUUUAAUAAAUACACAGAGAUGAUUACAAGACAGAUGGCCUGGUAGUAUGGCAAAGGGGAAGACGGUGAGGGUGUGCGUGGUGGGACGUUGUCUGGCCAGGGAAGUGGUCACUGGGUCUAAGGCCACAAGAACACUUUCAUUCUCUGUCUAAUUUACCAUAACAGAAAACCAGACAGCAGGGGUGUGGCGGAAACAUCUGGGUCAGGGCCUUUUAUUACUAACCAGGGGCCACCCUGGACAAGUCACUUCUUGCUGUUCCUCAGUUUCGUCAUCUGUAAGGGGACUGGAUUGUCCAGUGCUUUUUAAAUUGGGGUGCCAGAGGCACAUUCACCACCUGUGUGUGCACUUGGAGUGUCUGUCUUUCCGGGGUGCUAAGUUUAUUCAAGAUUUUGGGGGGCCCACUCUUUUUACAUUAAAGCAUUUUAUAUCUUUGUUCAGAACACAGAAUUUACAUGGAUUUUAAUUAUGGUAAUUAAUAAUUGAUGAAGUUUCGUGAGCAAUUACUGUGUGCCAAGUUUGAAUCCCUUUAUAUGAUCCUCACAAUUACCCAAUGAGAUAUUAUCUCCAUUUAUAGAUUUUAAAAACCGAGGGCACAGAGAGAUGAACUAAUCUACCCAGUCACAUGUUACUAAGCAAUGAUAAACAACCGGUCCCCUUGCCCCCAAAAAGAUCUGGGCCCAUUGCAAGGAUUUAUCCGCAGACCUGUGAGACUUCUCUGGUGAAGCCUGAAACGCACAGGCCAAAAUGAUCUCACAUUUUGAGAUCACAGGUCCAGCUCCGGCACUCCUAAAUCAGUUUUAGCUAAAUCAGUGGAUUAAGGUCAUCCUCCGGGUGCCCCUGGAGGAUGAAAGGGGCUGGGGAGGCCUUGCGGGGUUUCUGGGGGUUCACUAGGUGGGGUUUCCGGGCCGCUCGAGCGCUCCUAUUCGGCCCGAGAGCGGCCUCUGCCUGGGCUGCCGCCUCCCUCCCAGCCUGGGUGUUUCCAGCCGGCGUCGCCGGUACUUCCUCGUUCCCGCGCGCGCCCCAGGCUUAGCUCGCAACGCCCAGCGCCGGCGCUGCUCAGGCGGGAGGGGGCCAGAGGGGAGAUGUCGCAACCGUCUCCCUCCCUCUUUCCCCGCCUUGGCACUCAGUCACCUCCCAGAUGAGCCCGCUCGCAGACGGCUGCGGGCCGCGGGGUGCCCGGCAUGUCCCUUGAGUGCGCGCAGGCGGCGGGCAUUGGGCCCGCGCGCAACCUGGAGCGGGCCAACCGCACCCGCUUCCCGUUCUUCUCUGAUGUCAAGGGCGACCACCGGUUGGUACUGAGCGCCGUGGAGACUGUGGUGCUGGCACUCAUCUUUGCGGUGUCGCUGCUGGGCAACGUGUGCGCCUUGGUGCUGGUAGCGCGCCGACGGCGCCGCGGCACCACAGCCAGCCUGGUGCUCAACCUUUUCUGCGCGGACCUGCUCUUCACCAGCGCCAUCCCGCCCGUGCUGGCCGUGCGCUGGACAGAGGCCUGGCUGCUGGGCCCGGGUGCCUGCCACCUGCUCUUCUACGUGAUGACCCUGAGCGGCAGCGUCACCAUCCUGACGCUGGCGGCAGUCAGCUUGGAGCGCAUGGUGUGCAUCGUGCGCCUGCGGAGCGGCGUGCGGGGCCCGGGGCGGUGGGCGCGGGCCGCGCUGCUCGCGCUUAUCUGGGGCUACUCGGCGAUCGCCGCGCUACCCCUCUGCAUCUUCUUCCGCGUCGUCCCGCAGCGGUUCUCCGGCGCCGACGAGGAAAUUCCGAUUUGCACGCUGGUUUGGCCCAGCAUUGCCGGAGAAAUCUCCUGGGAUGUGUCAUUUGUUACUUUGAACUUCUUGGUACCAGGACUGCUUAUUGUGAUCAGUUACUCCAAAAUUUUACAGGUAUGUUUGCUUCAAGCCCGGCUCUGUUUUGUGUUCCUGCAGAUCACGAAGGCGUCAAGGAGAAGGCUCACGACGAACCUGGCUUACUCGGAGAGCCACCAGCUCCGUGUGUCCCAGCAGGACGUCCGGCUCUUCCGCACCCUCUUCCUGCUCAUGAUCUCCUUCUUCAUCAUGUGGAGCCCCAUCAUCAUCACCAUCCUCCUCAUCCUGAUCCAGAACUUCAAGCAAAACCUGGUCAUCUGGCCGUCCCUCUUCUUCUGGGUGGUGGCCUUCACCUUUGCCAACUCGGCCGUCAACCCCAUUCUCUACAACAUGUCACUGUUUAGGAACGAAUGGAGGAAAUUUUUUCACUGCUUCUUCUUCUCGGAAAAGAGAGUCAUGUUUACAGACACAUCUGUCAGAAGAAAUGAUCUGUCUGUUAUUUCCAGCUAGUUGAUUUUUCUCUGUAGGCGUCUAUUUGUCACUCUCUGGCAAGCCAUGGUGUGUUUUCAAAGGGAGUUCAUUUCCAGGACGGUCGCACCAGGAUACCUGCUUUAAGAAAAUGUAACCUAUGCAAAUGUACAUUUACAGCACCAGUAAAUUAAGGGGUGAUCAUUCAGUAUAACAAUUUUAUCCUUCAUAAAAGUAUUUGCUGUGGGUUCCUUUUCAGUAUGAACUUUUUCAGUUGUGUAAUAUGAUUAAGUUUAAUAAUUUUUAUUUGUAACUGUUCGGCAAUCUCAUCUCCUACACGUAAAGCCACGCCUUGCUGGUUUCCUGAAGUGAGUCUUGGAACAGGUCCAGGACCCAGAUUUUUCCUCUGAAGAGUCAUGGCCACUCUAGCUCCCCACCUUGGAUUUGCAAGGCUGCAGGAUCAUUCAUUAAUGUCAAGAGCGCUUGAGGAAUUUCCAAGGAACAAGGAUUUAAUUUCCAAGGAAUUAAAGGUGACUUUAUUUUUCAUUUAUAACGAGAUGCCAUGGACCCCUUUAGGAGAAGCUUUGUCAUGAAGUCAGAGAGGAGGUCGGAUGACUCCAAACAUUUGACAGUGAGAACAGGAGUGAUUCCCUUCGUUGAUCCACCUGUCAGAUGCCUCUUAAGCACAUGCUGUGGCCGGUGUUCUUGGUGGUGGGAAUACAGCAGUGAACCAGACAGCCAUGGCCCCUGCCCUCAUGGAGCUUACUUAUCUUCUAGAUGGGGGCAGCGAAAAACCAAACCUAAGUCAAUAGACAAUAUAGUAUCAUAGAAUGAAUUAGCAUCAUGAAGAAAAUAGGACAGUGGUGGCAAUUUAGAUGGGGUGUUGAGGGGUCUGCGAAGACCGUUCUGAGGGGUAUAUUUGAGCCAAAAGGUAAACCACAAGAAGGAGCCAGCCAUGUGAAUCCAAGGGAAUGGGGCUUUGCAGAUGGAGCAGACGCUGGUGCUGGUGCAAAGAGGCUUGUGUACUUGUGGGACAGAAAGAAGAUAGGUAUAAACAAAGCAAACUACUGGCUGAGCCUCCUGUAUGCCGGGCAGUGUCCUUGAUGCCAAGACAGAGGGAUGCUGUGCUGGAGACCAUCGGUUGAGACCAGAGAGGUUACAGGGCUGGAUUGCACAGGGUCUGGGAGGCUACCAUAGUGAGUUUAUGCUGUGUUUAGUGGGCAGACACUGGAGGUUUGCGAGUGGAUGCUGAUGGGACCUGCUGUACUGGUUGCCGUGCAGGGAAUGAACUUUGUGGAGCAGGAAUAAAGAUGGAGACCAGUUAGGUGGCUGUUGAAGUAGAGAAAGAAGAUGGGGAAGUUGGAGGUGGGUGGCUUCAGUGGGGGAUUGUGAGAAAUGAUCUUGGGACAUACUUUGGGAAGGCAGAGCAAACACGAUUUAUUGAUGGACAGGAUGCAGAUUAGGAGGGAAAGAGAGGAUUCAAGGGUGACCCCUGGCAGUGAUUGGAUGGAGAGCAGGCAACAAAAAUGGGGAAGACUAGGAGAAUGGGAAGUAGAAGAACCAAGAGUUUCAUUUGGGGCAUAUACAUGUGAAACCCCAGUGAGAUCCAAAUGGAGAGUAGGCAGUUGGGUGCAGGGAUGUGGGGUGUGGGCCUGAAUAUACAAUGUUGGGAGUCAUUAGAUAGUGUUUGCAGUUUUAUGGUUUUAUGAAAUAUCCCUGGGAAGAGAGAGAAGAAACCAGAGCCAGCGAGAACCCAGGGCCACGCCAGCACUUGGAGGUUGGGCCAGUGGCUGGAACAGUAGCUCAGGGCCUGGCACAUAGUACAUGCUCAACCAAUCUUUGUCACCAAGUAAAUCAGAGCCAGUAGUUGUCUUUGCUGGUGGAGUUUCUUGAGCAGCUUGCUUUUGAAGUAAAGUUUAUUACAAACUUGAGGACUAGAGGACAGGGAUCUUUUGUUCAUCUUUAGUUAAUAAAUUUGGUAAAUUAAAGCUGCUUUUUGAAGUGAUGUGUGGCUGUCUUCUGGGUCUCUGGGGUGACAGCUGAAGGGCCUGGCUCUGAUGGCCCCUGUUCCAUGUGAAUGACAGGUAGAGCUUUCCUGUGCAUGGUCCCCUGCCUUCUCCCUUUCUGGUGGGAGAACAAAGCACAUUGAUUUGGGGGCCCCAGGAGCCUCCGUGGCCCCCUGAUAUGCCGGCACCCAGGCAGAGCUCUCCUCACACACGGGAGAGAGCUGCCCUUCCCUGCUUUCGACCCAUCUCAGAAAUGUCAGCCUGGCAUCCGAAGUGCUCUAACUGAACCCUCACUGCAGCCCAUCAGGCAGACACUGUUUCCCCAUAUUUCACAAGAGGAGAGUGAGGCUCAGAGAAACU